This is a messenger RNA of Achroia grisella, 1159 nucleotides long. It is a transcript of the gene 140up, whose product is annotated as RPII140-upstream gene protein. NCBI's taxonomy places the organism in Eukaryota, Metazoa, Arthropoda, Insecta, Lepidoptera, Pyralidae. The coding region runs from base 66 to 833 and encodes 255 amino acids. The transcript has 6 exons. The record is from RefSeq and is a predicted model, not a curated record. Gene Ontology annotation, cellular component: mitochondrion.
AUGUUUUUAUUAUGCUGAAAUACUAACAUUAUUAUACAGAGAUUAUUGAACAUAUCGAUGUCAACAUGCUGAGAACAGUUCUUCGUUUGACUCCUACUUUUAUUUUUCCAAUAUUUGAGCAAAAAAAUGCAAAUGAUUAUAAUAUGUUGAACUUACCGGUAUCUACAGUCCCUGAAAGUGGAUGGGACAGGGUGAACAAAAUGUAUAGCAAGGAUGAAUAUGAUGAGGUCUCCACUGAACUACACACAGUUGUACAAGCAUCUCUCUGUGGUGCAUUUGUAGGUGCUUGUAUGGGUGGAUUUACGAGCUCCAGGCAGGCAUACCUGUACUUCAUAGAAAACAAUCAAGCAACAAUUUUUAAGUCUACUAUGCAAGCUAAAAAAAAGCUACAAGACUAUGUAACAGUGGCAUUUGCAAAAGGGGCAUACCGUUGGGGAUGGAGAUUAGGUAGCUUUACAGGAAUAUUUAGUUUGGUGGCUACUACAAUAUCAGUAUACCAAAAUAACACAUCAGUGCUGGAAUAUGUAAUGGCUGGUGCAAUUGCUGGUGGAUUAUAUAAAGUUAAUCUUGGUUUAGCAGCAACUUGUGUUGGAGCAGGCUUGGGCUCUAUUCUAGGCCUUAUAGGAGGUUGCGUCAUUUUAGGUCUUUUACAUCUUGUUGGAGUCAAUAUGGAUGAUAUUAGAGCAGCAUUGUAUAAAGUUAAAGAAGCUAGAGUGGAUCAAUAUAAUCAAGCAUUAGAGAAAUCGGCUAAAAUAAAAAAUGAUGAUUUGACAAGACACCACCAAGAACUAAUACAAGAGAAGGGACAACAGAAGAUAGAAGAUGUCAAAUAGUGAAAAAUAUGUGUAAAUAUUAAUAAAAUAAUUAAAUACAUUAGUUUAAAAUUUAGUUCGAAUCUGUAAAUAUAAUAAUUAUAAUGAAAUAAUGCAGUUUAUUAAUUUCCAAGAAAAACAAUUGUAAUUGGUAUGUCGUAGAAGAACAUGGUUCUUUUCUAAUUCGGGCUACUUUUUUUCGAUGGUGUCAACGCUAGGCGUCGUUAGAUUUGACGCAGAUCGAAAUUCUAGUGGAUGAUUUGUAAAAAGCAUGAAAAUAGUUGGCAGGCAAAUCGGUCCACAUGACAACUGUUUUGCUGAGAUAGGUACAUACAAGCUACAAGAUA